AUGGCGCGCGCACGAGUCUUUCGAGCUUCCAGGCAGGCCGCCUUCUUAGUUCUCGGAGGAACGGCGGCCACUCAAGCACCUCAAUCCCUCCGCUUCCGCACCGCGUUUGCAGAAGCUCCCUCCAAAGACACCCUCCCUGAAAAGAAACCUAUAUACUCCUCUGAUUCCGUCUUGCCAACCGUUCCCGAACCCUCACCGACCUCACCAGUUUCGAAGCCGAAUCCACGCUCUCCGACUCCGACAGACAGGCUGACGGAACAAGUGAAAAAGGCGCGUCUCUUCCUCUACGACCAAUCGCUGGCUGCCGAAAAUGGCGUCAACGAUCUGUUGACCUGGGCGUUCAAAAAAGAGACCAACUUGACCAGCACCAUUGCCUCAUUAGCUCCUGCACCAGAGACCGGUGAACAAUUACUGCCAGGGGUUAUCUACGUUCUCGUUGCGACCAUGGCCGGGUCAAUCGUCAGUCGGAACCGUGGCAUCUUUCUGCGAGCAACAUUCCCAUUGGCCGUGGGAGUUACGGCAGGCUGGCUGUUGAUCCCGGUGACCAUGCGCAACACCUCCAACUUGAUCUGGGAAUAUGAGGAGAAAGUGCCGGUCAUCAGUGAGACGCAUCUUCAAGUCCGGGGCUUCGUGCAGGAUGCCUGGAGGGCAGCGAAAGUACAUGCGAAACUAGCCACAGACUGGGCGGACGAGACGACCAGCGAGACGCGGAAAAGGGUUGAAGACUUUGUGUCCAAGGGGAAAUAG
This is a messenger RNA of Capronia epimyces CBS 606.96, 747 nucleotides long. RefSeq lists its product as uncharacterized. The coding region runs from base 1 to 747 and encodes 248 amino acids. The transcript has 3 exons. The record is from RefSeq and is a predicted model, not a curated record. Lineage: Eukaryota; Fungi; Ascomycota; Eurotiomycetes; Chaetothyriales; Herpotrichiellaceae. Gene Ontology annotation, biological process: cristae formation. Gene Ontology annotation, cellular component: MICOS complex; mitochondrial crista junction.